AUGGAGCCAAUUCGAAAGAUUCUUCGAACCCGUCUUUUGGAGGUUAUUCAGGCCCCCAAUAGGAUCAGUGCUUCUUCGGCCAAGGUAGUCCUUCCUUUCGCAAUUCCCGAAGUGCCUCUUUAUACAGGCGAUCUGAGUGG
Messenger RNA from Acaulospora colombiana, 140 nucleotides. NCBI's taxonomy places the organism in Eukaryota, Fungi, Glomeromycota, Glomeromycetes, Diversisporales, Acaulosporaceae. The record is from the annotation of a GenBank genome assembly.